Penicillium diatomitis is the source of this 1701-nucleotide messenger RNA. RefSeq lists its product as uncharacterized. The annotation marks the transcript as partial. The transcript has 2 exons. Lineage: Eukaryota; Fungi; Ascomycota; Eurotiomycetes; Eurotiales; Aspergillaceae. The record is from RefSeq and is a predicted model, not a curated record.
GGCAGUCGGAGCGUCUCUGAGAGGCCCAUUCAUCCGCGCGAGGUUCAAAUGCAAAGGUUGCGUCAAAAUUGGCAUGUCAAACACGAUCGGAGUGUGAACAUCUGCCCAACCUCACAACCACUACCAUCACUGUGUCGCAAUCCGAGCGAGGCCGGUCAAUCCCAAUGUGUCCAGGCAGCCAACUCACUGGCGUUGUCGGCGUUUGACCGAGAGUGCCUGAAGUAUCUGCAGAACUCGACUCUCGUCAUCUUACUUGGCAAGCACUGGCCAUGGUCGACCAUCGCCUAUGCAUACAAAAAGAUCGCCGUGACGGAACCUAUGGUGAUGAGUAUGAUGCUCGCAAGUACUGCCAGGGAGAUUCACCGAUUGCGACUUUACGAUCGUGGAGAGCUCACAGUGCCCUCGGCUGCUUCCCAUGAGGCGAUUGACUUGGAUGGGCGGACGCACUACGGUCGGGCAUUGUCGAGUCUUCGUGAAGCCCUGAGAUCAGAUGUUAGGUCUCCAAGGAAGAUUGAAGCAAUUUUUAUCACUCUGUGGCUUAUGGUUGACUAUGAGAACCGGUUUGGAAGUGGCGAAUCUGCGAUUGACAUUCAUAUUAAAGGAAUCGAGAGUCUUUUGUUCAAUCACGUCGUCCCCGGUCUACAGGAAGAGGCUGGGCGACCACGAGAGUAUGCGAGAUCCCUAUCAUCUGCGCCAUGUAUUGAGCCUGGAAGAGAUUCAGGUAUAUGGAGUCCUUCAACGGCCGGUUCUUCUCCAUUUAUCGGCCGUGACAACGAAGAGGACACCAAUCAAGGCUUGUCCACCAUGAGUUCGGCACCAUGUACCCCCAUCGGACUGGGACAAACAUCGGUCCCUCUUUUCCUGCUGUGGACGCUGUACUUCUUCACGCCUUCGCCAUUUUCCCGUGGACCUCUGACUGGAAAGCUCGACUCUGCCAUCUUCCAAUUCUUCCUCCACAACAACGACCAUCGCAAGGUACCCUUACCUCUCCCAGAACUGUAUCGCAUUAGCCGACAAUCGCCGGCUCGCUUUUGGGGCGAGUCGUAUAGCACCGCCGCCCGGAUCGACGAUCUCGAAAAUCUCGUACCCUUGACACUCUUCCAUAAAAGUCACAUCCUCCAAUUUCGAAUCACAGAACAACACAAGCAAGGCAUACCCACUCACCCUUCGCUGGAUGAAGUCUCUCCAUAUCAACUACUCAUUGACAAGAUCAAUUCUCUCGCCCUGGAGAGCGACACCGUCCUCGCAACAGUCAACACAUCCGACUCAGCCGACCUCCUCACCGGCCGCCGCAUGAUGGAAACCAGCUACUGGGCCGCCAUCACCUUCUACAGCACCAUCAUCUUCUACCACCUCUGUUUCCAGGACAUUGUCACCAAGCACCCGGCCGCGCAGCUCCCUUGUACCGCCACUGCGCUCAUGUCCCUCGCCGAGGCCGUCUCUCGCGUUCUCGACCUGAGUCUCAAACUGCAUCGCUCGAGGCCCCAUCUGGUGGUCCGCAUUGCUUGGCCGUUGUUCUUGGCUGGGGUGGCCACUCCGGAUCAGAUCUAUCAGGAUUGGGUCUCGAUUCGGUUGAGGGAAUUGGGCCGGUUUGGUCAGAAUUAUGCGAGGAUUAGUAUGCGGUUUGAUGGGAUUGUGAAGGGGGGCAAGUCGUGUUUUUCCGAGGUGGAUCUUUAUUUAGGACAUGUGCUCGAAGAGUGA